Molecule: messenger RNA, 1467 nt
Organism: Morone saxatilis (striped sea-bass)
Lineage: Eukaryota; Metazoa; Chordata; Actinopteri; Moronidae
Product: transmembrane protein 106A-like
Exons: 6
Coding region: 1-591 (196 amino acids)
Source: RefSeq, a predicted model, not a curated record
AUGUGUGUUACAGGUCAGGAGAGCAAGCUGGUGGCUGUCAUCCCGUGUAAUGACCAGAGGCUGAGACCCAGACACACGAAGCUAUACGUUGCUGUGUCUGUUGGUUUGUGCCUCCUGGCCAGCUCCCUGGUGUUGUUCUUCCUGUUUCCUCGCUCGGUCCUUCUUUCUCCAGUAGCUGUCAAGUCAUCCUUUGUUUACUUCAACGAAAACGAUGUCGAGAUUAAUAUUACAAAUGUCCUGAACAUCACCAACCACAACUUUGUGGCAGUGCAGGCCUACAAUCUGACCGUGCAGGCCCUUAACUUCGAAACGGUGGUGGGAACAGUUUCCAUUAAGAACGUCAGCUCUGUCAAACCUCUAUCUGUCAAAAUGAUCUCCUUUGUGAUCCCCGUCAAGCUGACAGACCCUGGCACGAGUAACUACUGUAAGAAAGCUUCCCUGCCCGUCCACAUUCUGUAUCUGCACCUACAGAUGUCUAUGACAGUGUACUACCUGGCCCACUAUGAGCAGCUCUCUGUGGAGACAUACGAGUACAUCGACUGUGGAGCAAACAGCACCAUACCACACAGUGUGCAACCCCCACCCCCCUGAGGGAUGGACAAAUGGAUGGACGGACACAUAAAGGAACAAAUACUGUGGACAUACUGUUUCUGAGGUGGAAUAUAUAUAUAUGUUUUUUCCCCCCCAUGAAUUGUCACUCAAAUUUUGGAUAAGAUAUAAUGUGACAGCAGGCUGUGAUUAAAACUCAUCUGGGUGGAUGCAUGAAGGGGCCUGGAAAGGGAAGAACAUGAGUGACUAAAUGAAGAAUGGACUCUUUCUACCCCGCCCUGUAUGUGAAUGAAUGAAUGGAGGAAAGAUGAGUACAAUUGCACCACUCUCACCAUCUUUAGCAACAGUUCUACACAUUUGAAUUAUACAGUGGAGGAAACCCCAACAAAUCUUCCGUCAUUGAGUGGAUGUUGAUAAGAACGUAGCAGCAGGAACACAAUGAUGUAAUGAAAGUUGGAGCGGAAACGAAAAACCUGAAUAUCCUUUUAUUUUAGUUCAGACAGCUGGUGUUUUCAGUCAUGGGAAAUGUCUGUGUUGCCGUAAAACUUGAUCACUAAAAAUCACUAUCCAACGUGUAAAUAUUACUCAACUUUAUUUUAUAAUUUGUUCAUGAGCUGAAAAAGUAUGGUAGAUGUGCUGUCAUACAAGUAUUGUCAAAGUAAAUGAGCUGCAGUAUGGUGCAGCUGUGUUAAAAAUACAAACAAAUGAUAUUGUGGAUAAAGUCUUUUUUAUUAUUUUUAAUCUUUAAAGCUUCUGAGCUUGCCAUUUGCCAUAUACCCUCAGGAUAUCAACAUCCACUCCACAUGAUUGUGCCUCCAUCUAUAAUAAUAAAGCUGCAUUAAUCAAUUUUCUCAUAUAAACAAUGGAUCAAAUGUGAAAGGUGUUGCUGGUCACGAAUUAACAGAAUCAUCACAAUCA